Neltuma alba is the source of this 1412-nucleotide messenger RNA. RefSeq names its product calcium-binding protein 39. Bases 137 to 1171 code for a protein of 344 amino acids. The record is from RefSeq and is a predicted model, not a curated record. Gene Ontology annotation, molecular function: protein serine/threonine kinase activator activity. The transcript is spliced from 11 exons. Gene Ontology annotation, biological process: intracellular signal transduction. NCBI's taxonomy places the organism in Eukaryota, Viridiplantae, Streptophyta, Magnoliopsida, Fabales, Fabaceae.
GAAAAAUUCCAAAAGAGAAGCAAGUCCAUCAACAUCAGCUGCAUAUUGCGCGCGAAGAUCAUCAGUUAAGGAAGGAGCAAGCAAAAAGGGAAAGCGAAAAGAGAACGAGAGGGAGUUCAUUGCGGAACCGAUCUUCAUGUCAUUCUCGUUCUUUAAGGCGAGGCCUAAAACGCCACAGGAGGUGGCCAGGUCUAUCAAGGACAGUCUUAAUGCCCUCGAUACCAAGACUGUUGUUGAAGUUAAAGCUCUCGAGAAGGCUUUAGAGGAAGUUGAGAAGAACUUUGCGACAAUGAGGUGCAUGCUUUCUGGAGAUGGGGAAUCAGAACCAAACAUGGAUCAGGUUACCCAGCUUGUAGAUGAAGUUUGCAAAGAGGAUGUUAUUGAUCUUCUAAUUCACAAGCUGCCAACUCUGGGAUGGGAAGCAAGAAAAGAUUUAGUCCAUUGCUGGUCCAUAUUGUUGAAACAUAAGGUUGAUUCCAAAUACUGUUGUGUAGAAUACCUUGAACAACACGCUGAGUUGCUAGACUUUCUUGUGGUAUGCAGCUAUGACAACAAGGAAAUUGCGUUGACCUGUGGACUGAUGUUGCGGGAAUGUGCCAAAUUUCCGACACUUACCAGAUACAUAUUGGAGUCUGCAAGCUUCGUACUGUUCUUUAAAUUUGUUGAGUUGCCUACCUUUGAUGUUGCUUCUGAUGCUUUUUCUACUCUUAAGGAUCUUCUUACUAGACAUCAAAAAGUGGUCUCUGAAUUUUUGACGGCUCAUUAUGAUGAGGACUUCUUGUUCCAGUUCUUUGAUUUAUAUGAGAAACUGUUGACAUCUCCUAAUUAUGUCACAAGGAGGCAGUCUUUAAAGCUUCUCUCAGACUUUCUUUUGGAGGCUCCAAAUUCCCACGUAAUGAAACGCUACAUCUUAGAAGUCCGUUACCUGAAAGUCAUGAUGACAUUGUUGAGGGACUCGAGUAAAAACAUUCAGUUAUCUGCUUUCCACAUUUUCAAGGUUUUUGUUGCUAAUCCUAAUAAACCACGAGAAGUAAAAAUUAUAUUGUCAAAGAACCGGGAGAAGCUACUGGAAUUGCUGCGUGAUCUGUCCCCUGGAAAAGGUUCAGAAGAUGAGCAAUUUGAGGAGGAAAAGGAGCUCAUCAUGAAGGAAAUCGAAAGAGUAUCUUGCUGAAUUAUUCUUUGAUCUGCCUCCUGGCCACCUACAUUUGUUUUUUCUUUUAUCCUGGUCAAUUUGAUGUGACUGACUUCAUAUUGCUGCCUGUGAUCGGCUAAUAUGUUUAAAUAGUCCAAAAGUUUUUCAGUGGUCAAGGUAAAUAUUAAAAAAAAAGAAAAAGAGCAUGUAUUUUUGUGAUAUGUAAACUGUUAUAGAAGCAUUAAUGAGGCCAUUUCAAAUACUUUUGUUUUCCUCGGUA